UCUUCUAAUAUUUGCAUGCCAGACCUGCUCCACCUCCUGGCCUUCCUGUCAGCCAGCAGGGAUGUUUUGCCCAGGACUCUGCUUUUGCCUCCUCCCAUGCUAAGCCACAGAGACCAGCACACAGGCCCUCUGCAGAGUGGCAGCAUCCAAGUCACCGCCAAAGGCAGGGUGCUGUCCUUAGUGAACAAGCUCUACCUGGAGACUCACGGUGCAUGGGGCGCAUGGGGCGUGGAGCAGGUCCCCCCAGAGGCGCCUCUGCAGACAGCUAGGAAACAAGAUCCAGCCCCUAGAAACGCCAGCCCUCAUCGGGUCUCCUGGGUGGAAGGCCCGCUUAGUCCAGAAGAUGACUACCCUGGGCCAACUCUGACCAGCCUGGUGGAGGAAAAGGAGGAGGAGGUGGAGGAGGAGGAGCAGGAACAGGAGAAAGAGAAGGAAGAAGAUGACUACAAAGAAGAAGAGGAAGAAGCUGAGGAUGAGCUGACCCGGCACAUCCGUGCUCUGGUCAGGGCCCGGAACAGCUACGUGGCCAGGCAGUUCCGUAGUUUUCGGGCACGCUUGACCUCAGAUUCUGGGGGGCCCCACAGGCCUGGGGACCCAGCUACAGAACUGCUUCAAGAUGUCCGGCAUCUUCUUACUGACCUCCAGGAUCACUUGGCAGAGGACCCUGAUGUCAGAGCCUUCUUUGGGAGCAGGGGUCCUGGGGCCCCCCAGAAGGACAUAAAUCUUGGCUCCUCGCUGGAGGCGGCCUUGUGCCGGGCGGUGCUGUCUCCACUGAAGCCCCUCCUGUGGAAGCGACUCCGCACCCUCCGCGCCCCGGAGCUGCGGCGACUGCGGAGACGACAGAUAGCCCUGCGGGCGGAGGCAGGGCCUCCCGGCGGCCAGGGGACAGUGCCUAAAGGGCAGGGCCCCGCCUCCGCCCUGCGGAGCCGCAUCCACGCGCGCCUCGCCCACCUGCACGCCGCCUGCGCCCCCCGCCGCAAGGUGGCGCUGCUGCUAGCUGUGUGCAGCGACGUCUACGCGGGCCUGGCUCCCGGGGAGAACCACGAGCCCCUAGGGGCCGACGCCUUUCUGCCUGCGCUGACAGAGGAGCUGAUCUGGAGCCCAGACCUUGGGGAAACGCAAUUAGACGUGGAGUUUCUAAUGGAGCUUUUGGAUCCCGACGAGCUGCUGGGAGAGGCCGGGUACUACCUGACCACGUGGUUUGGAGCGCUGCACCACAUCGCCCACUACCAGCCCGAGGUGGGCCGCGCACCCCAGGAGCUCAGCAACGAGGCCCGGGCUUCCCUGCGCCAGUGGCACCGCAGGCGGACGCUGCACAGAUCUGCCAGCGAGGAAGGCCAGGAGAACUACGAUGACCCACACAAAACCCCUGCCUCCCCAGUCGUCCACAUCAGGGGCCUGAUUGACGGUGUGGUGGAAGCUGACCUUGUGGAGGCCUUGCAGGAGUUUGGACCCAUCAGCUAUGUGGUGGUAAUGCCUAAAAAGAGACAAGCACUAGUGGAAUUUGAAGAUGUGUUGGGGGCUUGCAACGCUGUGAACUACGCAGCCGACAACCAAAUCUAUAUUGCGGGUCACCCGGCUUUUGUGAAUUACUCUACCAGCCAGAAGAUCUCCCGCCCUGGGGACUCAGAUGACUCCAGGAGUGUCAACAGUGUGCUUCUCUUUACCAUCUUGAACCCCAUCUAUUCCAUUACUACGGAUGUUCUUUACACUAUCUGUAACCCUUGUGGCCCUGUCCAGAGAAUUGUCAUUUUCCGGAAGAAUGGAGUCCAGGCCAUGGUGGAAUUUGACUCUGUGCAGAGUGCUCAGAGGGCUAAGGCCUCGCUCAAUGGGGCUGACAUUUACUCUGGCUGUUGUACCCUGAAGAUUGAAUAUGCAAAGCCUACACGCUUGAAUGUGUUCAAGAAUGAUCAGGAUACUUGGGACUACACUAAUCCCAACCUCAGUGGACAAGGUGACCCAGGCAGCAACCCUAGCAAACGCCAGAGGCAGCCCCCUCUCCUGGGAGAUCAUCCCGCAGAAUAUGGUGAGGGCAGGGGGUUCCCCUCCGUGGACUCCUGUGGCUCAUGUGCCCCUGCCCGCUGUCCGCCGCGCAAAUUCUCACCCAUCCUCCCUCUCUUUCCUUCCCACCCCUCAGGAGGGCCCCACGGUGGGUACCACAGCCAUUACCAUGAUGAGGGCUACGGGCCUCCCCCACCUCACUACGAAGGUAGAAGGAUGGGCCCACCAGUGGGGGGUCACCGCCGGGGCCCAAGUCGCUACGGCCCCCAGUAUGGGCAUCCCCCACCCCCUCCCCCACCACCCGAGUAUGGCCCUCACGCCGACAGCCCUGUGCUCAUGGUCUAUGGCUUGGAUCAAUCUAAGAUGAACUGUGAUCGAGUCUUCAAUGUCUUCUGCUUGUAUGGCAAUGUGGAGAAGGUGAAAUUCAUGAAAAGCAAACCGGGGGCCGCCAUGGUGGAGAUGGCUGAUGGCUAUGCUGUGGACCGUGCCAUCACUCACCUCAACAACAACUUCAUGUUUGGGCAGAAGUUGAAUGUCUGUGUGUCCAAGCAGCCUGCCAUCAUGCCUGGUCAGUCAUAUGGGCUAGAAGAUGGGUCCUGCAGUUACAAAGACUUCAGCGAAUCAAGGAACAAUCGGUUUUCCACUCCAGAGCAGGCAGCCAAGAACCGAAUCCAACACCCUAGCAAUGUGCUACAUUUUUUCAAUGCCCCCCUGGAGGUGACUGAGGAAAACUUCUUUGAGAUCUGUGAUGAGCUAGGAGUAAAGCGGCCAUCUUCUGUGAAAGUAUUCUCAGGCAAAAGUGAACGCAGUUCGUCUGGGCUGCUGGAGUGGGAAUCGAAGAGUGAUGCCCUGGAGACUUUGGGCUUUCUGAACCAUUACCAGAUGAAAAACCCAAAUGGUCCGUACCCCUACACCCUGAAGUUGUGUUUCUCCACUGCUCAGCACGCCUCCUAAUGAGGUGCCUACAAAGAGCCCCAUCUGAGCAGGGAAACAUUUCUCUUUUCCUUUAUACUGUUGGUUUUUUUUUUUUUUUUAAUUUUUUGGCAAAAGUUCUUGUAUUCUUUUUCUUUCUUCCUUUCUUCUUCUUUUUUUUUUUUUUUUAACAAUAGUUUAGUAGACUUUAACCAUAAUGGAAAUGCUGAAAGUUUGGAGGGGGAGGGAAGGGGAAUUGAUAUCUCCCAAGAUUAACCUUUACUUUUUGAAAAUUACUGUACAUGUGAUUUUAUUUUUCCUGUUCAUACAUUUGUGCUGCCCAUGUACUCUUGGCACAUUUCAAUAAAAUUGUUUGGAAAAUAAACAGCACUUUCCUGGGA
Messenger RNA from Erinaceus europaeus (western European hedgehog), 3314 nucleotides. RefSeq names its product heterogeneous nuclear ribonucleoprotein L. Gene Ontology annotation, cellular component: nucleus; cytosol; endocytic vesicle. Gene Ontology annotation, biological process: vesicle-mediated transport; regulation of RNA splicing; mRNA processing. NCBI's taxonomy places the organism in Eukaryota, Metazoa, Chordata, Mammalia, Eulipotyphla, Erinaceidae. Gene Ontology annotation, molecular function: mRNA binding; small GTPase binding; guanyl-nucleotide exchange factor activity. The record is from RefSeq and is a predicted model, not a curated record. The transcript has 18 exons. Bases 16 to 2955 code for a protein of 979 amino acids.